AUGGGGAGAACGGGUUUCAUCCUCUUCUGCUUAUGCAUUCUUUCAGGUUCAUUUUGCAGUAAUUCAAACCAUGUUAGUGAUUCGAGAAGGACGCGCUCUGCGAAUAUUAUUACAAGAAAACACAACUCUCAGUCUGCUGUGGAGGAGAAUGAAACCGAAUUCGAAGAAAAACUCAAAACGCUCCUGGAGAAAUUUAACCCAUCGAAUCCCGCAUCCAGAUCCAACAUCACCAGCGACUCCGUCAAGAGUCGAAUGUUUCUGAACCCAACCAACCCAACACAGACCACAGCAGAGCUACUCAAAGCCAUCGUGGCAACGAUCAUUCAGGGAACCGAACUGGAAACGCACUACGACUUUCUAAAAAACACGUUUGCAAUUUACACGCCGUUUAUUACACAGGAUUCCUGGGAUCGGCUGCCCGGGGCUCUCCUGUGCAUUCUGCAGGAUAAGAAAGACUGCGGCAUUAUUUCUAGUUUUGUGAGGCGUUUUUCCGGUCAGAUUGGGGGUAGCCUGCGAGACAUGUUGGACGCAUUGAAAAGACAAGCCUGCAGCACUACAUCGGCUAAUAUUAACAGCUUUGGAAGAUCUGCAGUCACAAGUCUUGGAGCGUCCCUCUCGCCUUCUGUGCGAACGAGUUCACAGGCGGUGACGGCUCGAAUUGUGGAUCUCCAGGUCCAGGUGGCGUCCUUCCUGGAUCUGCUGCCCCAGGUGUUAGCUCAAAGGCUGCAGGUUGCGUGGCAGGUGUUCCUCAGAGUAGUUUUCCCAGCGUUCGAUAGAUAUAUUGGCGAUAAGAUCAUAACGCUAAUUCUCACGCCUGCAGAUUUUAUCAUGCGUGAAUUGCAGAUUCUGGUUGGUGUUCCAAGUCUGGAUCAAAAUGAGCAGUGUUCACAAGGCGAUUUAAAACAGCUCAUUCUUUGGGGAAUGAGCCACAAUAUGAGCUGGAGCUUUGAUGAAACAAUACUGGACAUGUAUUUGAGUUCACCGCUGUGCAUUUACCCAACCCCUGAAUGUAGGAACGUUCAUUUCUCAAGAUCCUUGAUGCCUGAUACCUCCACAGUGUUUGAGGGAUGUGACCAGUACAAUUUCACAGCUUUCAAUGAGACCCUUUGCACCAAACUCCCCCAAAACAGACUCAACUCGACAGUGCUGCGCUCAGUGUGCAGCGCCAUGGACAGCUUAACAGCCAGUCAAGUCUCGCGGGUGGCAAGCAACGGCUGUGCCAGAGCUAACCAAGUGUCUUCUUUCUUCCAAACCCAGCUGGAGUCAUAUGCCAGCCCCUGUGAGCCUCGCUCAAAAGUGACCAGGUCCGUCUCAGAGUCGCAGCUGAGUCUCAGUGACCUUGUGUGUCUGUAUGACAUCUGGACAAAUUCAGACUCGGUAGACCCAGCAUCUGUAGCUCUGUGCAGCGAGAACGACCAGGAGAGUUUCGUACUGGCUGUUUGCUACAACGGGAAGCUGUUGGACAUCCUGAUCAAGGACAAUGACUGGCUGUUUGCCUAUUGCUCAAACUUCUCUGAUGCAUUUACCAUUGUAAGUGUUUACAACUGGUGCACCUACUCCUCGUGGGUAAGUGACCAGAUAGACGUCACGCUGGUGGCUUUUUGCUGGAAUAACGAUAGGGCACAGUUUGAAAAACUCCUCUGUGAAGACCUUGGAUUAUUCCUCCAAAUUAUGUCAAAUCCAGAGAACAACUGGAUAGUGGCCAACUGCACGCCAGCUGAGGAGCCCAUUGACAUUGCUAUUGUGGACAACGUAGACCAGUGGUGCAGGUACAGCGAGUGGCAAGACCCUGCAGCUAUAGAUGUGUCUAUCAUUAGCAUCUGUGUUUCAUAUGACACAAAGAAUUUUACACGCACAGUAUGCACUAACUCAACCGUGCUUGACAAGCUGUUGAAGAAUCAGGUGAAUUCCUGGCUCAAUGAUUUUUGCUCAAGUUCUUCCAGCGUGUUCAGUUCAGCCAGUUUCUGCCAGUAUGGACAGUGGGCAGAGACAGUGGUAGACCCGUCCAUUGUUGCACUUUGUUGGGAUCAGGAUCAGCUCAGCUUUAGUAAGAACGUGUGCUGUAACAUGGACUUGCUUGAGAAAAUGACCCAGGACCCUCAGAAUGAAUGGCUUCUGACCGUCUGCAGAGGUAACAGCAGCGAGACAGCGAACGAAACAAAGGAAGUGUUGGAGCUGGUGUGUCGCUAUAGUGAGUGGACGGACCCGGCUGGAGUCGACAUGACAGACAUAGCGGUCUGCAGCGAGUUUGACACGGUCAAUUUCACAAGAGCCGUGUGCACCAAUAAAACCUUUCUUCUGCAGCUAAUAAAAAACCUAGAUAACACCUGGCUCUUACAAUUCUGCGCUAACCAUUCCAGAUCCGGAUACGCAAUGAAUUUCAAUCCUCAAGUAAUCUGUCGCUAUGAAACGUGGGCAGUUCAGAUUCCAGACCCAACCCUCGUAGCGGUGUGCUGGGACUAUGACCAGGGAAACUUUGUAAUGCUUGUCUGUAAAAAUAAACUUCAGCUGUCCACAAUGAGCCAGGAUCCUACCAACAGCUGGGUUAGGUCACUGUGUUCCUCUUACAAUGAAAUCACAAACCAUACCUAUAACAACGCUUCAUAUCCUCAGGCGUGCAUUGUGAGAGACAUCAUAAGACAGUUGAACUGGUCAUGCAGUAUUGACUACUCAGCUGUGUGCCAGCAGGACUCUUUCCAGCUGAAGAGCCUUCAUCACUUAAUCCAGUGUGGGAUGGAGUCUGUCGGGCUCGGUGUGAACAGCGUCCUUGUUGAGCAGGUUUCCUCUGCACUCAGAAAAGCAGCCAAUAACAUCGUAGCCCUGCUGGUCACCCUGGAGGAAAGCAAACUGGUUUCCUUACAAGUAACAGAAAACAUUAGGCUAAGUGUGCUGCAGUCUGUCAUGGAUUACCUGAAGCACGAGGAGAGUUUUACAAAUAAGAGAGAGCUCCUGCAGUGCUUUGGGAACCUCUUAAUGAACCUGAUGCAGACUGGAAGAGAAGUGUCUGAUGGAAAUUUCUUUCUCAUAAAGGAGUACUUUCAACUUCCAAUUAAAGAUCUCAAACCAAUACUGAUGCCGGUAGAAAUCAAAGCUGGAAGACAAAUAUUACAAUAUCUGAACAGGAACUGGGCUGCAUUGAAGCUAAGUGACAGGUAUUUACAAACCAUGGCAUCUGUGUUUUUCCAAAAAUACAUGUCUAUUGAUUCCACCAUACUCCUGGAGUUCGGUCAGCUGCUUCCUUACUUCAGUGUUUUGGAGAUUUCCAGUCUGCCAGGUCUACAGAACAAUAAAGCUGCGUUGGUUUCUAUUAAUCAAAUCUUUCACAAGCUCACCCUGGACCAGAGGAGAGAGUUUGGAAAGUGGUUUGGAAGCUCAACACAGUUCUUGAACGUGACUCAAUGGCCAAUGUCUGCUAUACAAGAUGCCGGGAGUCUGUUGGCAUAUCUCCCGUUUGAGAAGUUUAAGACCCUUUCUGCUGCUCAGAUGUUCUUCGGACUUGACAUUCUGUUAAAUAAUACACUGACUGGCCUGCAGAGGCGCUUCAUAGCUCAAAGCAUUCUGAAGACUUACCACAACUUAACAGCCCCUGACUUCCGAAGACUGGGCAACCUCACAUGCCUUGCAAAUACUGCCGACCUGCUGGUCUACAUGCAAACUCCAGCGCUUGACGCCAUCAAGCUAAACAUCCAAGACUGUGUUAGACUGGGAUCUGUCGUUCCUAGUGAAAUGGUCUCCAGCCUCCUGGUGGAGCAAGCAGUCCUGGCUGAGCCGGGGUCCCUCAGCCCAGAGCAGCUGUACCACCUCGCUGUCAUAAUGCCUUCCCUGGGCAUCCCCUUCAUUAAUCAGCUCCUCCCUUCACAAGUCCAAGCUGCUCUGCCAGCGCUCAGCUCCGUGGACUUCUCACCUGCACAGGUUCUCCCUGAGAUGCUGGCAAGCCUGGGCACUCUGAUCAGUGGAGUGAAGGCAGAGACACUGAGAGUCCUGCCCACAGACACACUUCUCACCGCUCUGCCCAACAUUACACUGCAGAGGAGCCGGCUCAGUCCUGCUCAGCACACUGCCAUCACAACCAAGCUGUGGGGCUCUAAUCAGGUUACAGGGUGGCUGGGUGCUCUUGAUCCCCUGCUCCCCGAGACUCCUCUCCUGAGUGUGAGGUCGCGACUGACCCCCUUGCUGUCCAACCUGAGCACCGUCAGUCACCGCGCCUGGAACACACAGCAGGCAAAACUUCUUUUCAGGGAAUCUCUAAAAGCAUUCAGCGAUAUUAGGGAAGAUGGGUUCUUGUCACUGGGGAUGAUCUCUCAAGGUGUGGACUGCGAGACCCUGAAGAGGCGGUUUCUGAGCAGCUCGUCCUCAGUGAUCAGCAGGAUCCUGCUCUUCCUGCACGGCUUGCCAGCUCAGCUGCACAGCUCUCUGAAAAAAUGCAUCACCAACGAGUCAUACAACUUCAGCUUCUCCGCUGGACUGCUGGAAGAAAUGGGUGCACAGGUCGCUGUCGAGCUCCCGGUCAGCAUUAUAAAGCGCUUCCCUGCGGACAUGAUGGAAACCUUUCGGAGGAUCAUAGUAAACGCUCCGGAAUAUUUUCUCAGACUGCCCAGCAUAAAGCAGAGUCUUCUGGUGGACAAGGUGGUUCAGAGGCUGGGGAUGUCCGACGGAAUGUUUACUGGGGAGGAAUUCCAUUCUCUGGGAGUCAUGGCAACGUUUGUCGUGGAUGAGAUAUUUAUCAACAUCUCCAGAUUUUUUUUUGUGGAGAACAUCGAACGCAUCAGGAACUACUGUUUUUAUAAAAACAAGAAGGACGUCUUAGCCAUGAUGCUGCAAGAGAAAGCAACAUUUGGGCCUGUUUCUAACUGGACAUCAGAGACACUUGAUCAGGUGGAUAGAUUCAUUUUCUUUCUGCCCACAACAGCAAUGAAGCAAAUAAAUAAGAGUCUCAUGACAGUGGAGAGAAUGGAGAGGCUGUUCCAGAGCCAGAGACAGUGGGAGAAGAGUGCGUUUGGCACCAUCUGUCACCAGAACAGGGACAUGGCUGAAGUGGAUGGAAUGUUUGCGAACCAGCAGUUCAUGCUGCAGUAUUUCCUGGGAGUGCUGGGAAUAGGAGUGCUUCCGAAAUUAGCUCUGGUUCCAAGCUGCAGCAAUGUCCGAGCCACGCUGCCUUCGGCCUGGGCUGUGGACAGUCUGACCAGCAUGGCUGCUGACCACUUCAGCAACUGCCUGGAGGCCAUCGGACAAGACCCCAACUUCCAGCCUGGAGAGCUCACCCUGCUGCUGGGAAAAGUUAAACAGAUCUAUGGGCCAGCCUCUGCACUGACUCCCAAAGUGAUCCAACAGCUGGGGAGGAUCGCCACGCAGUUCACCAGCGACGAGCUGCAGAAACUCAAACUGAACGACCUGGCAGCUGUCACGGCUCUGGGUAGAAUCAAAACCUGGACCAGCAGACAGCUCUCAGUUCUGUAUGCUGCUGUUCUGAACUCCACCAAACUGACCGGGAGUGACCUGGAUGCCAGUACUCUGGUGGCUCUGGGGUAUGGAAUCUGUGGAAUAAAAGCGUCGGAAAUUCCAGCCAUGAAUCCGGUGGAAUUCAGUAAGUCAGUGCGCUGGGUCGGGCUGCUGCGGUUGGAUUGCACAGAGGAGCAGCUGGGAGCUCUGGCUAAGCUGCUCACACACAGCCUUGCUUUCGGACCGGUCAGCAGCUGGGGGUCUGAAGUCUUCAUUGAAAUCGGAGGCAUCGCAGCUGGUCUUGAGGAUAUUGUUCUGUCUUCGUUGGCAAAGGAACAAAUUGAAGGACUCACACCACUGGCGAUUUCAAUGAUUCCACCGCAGAAAUUCUCUGUCGUGUUCAGCCAGGACCACAUGCGAAUGUUCUCCUAUGAGCAGGGAGCGGCCCUGACCAGCAGUCAGCUGAAAUCCCUCAACAGCCUCCAGCAGACUGCCCUGUCCAUGGUGUUGACCUCUUGGGAAGACAAACCCGCCGACUUCCGAGGAAGAUCUGCUGGUAUACCUCUGUGUCCAAUCCCGUUUGAAGUCCUGUCCAGCCUGCUGCUUGUGUCGCUCUUCACCCAUUGACCGCCCAAUCAAAAGGACAUCUCCACCGUCUGUCUAAUUUGCAGCACAUGCAUUUGGCUAGUUCCACAGACCCUGAUUAGCACUAAUCAUGCACUACCAUACUUAAGGUGACAUUAGGAAGUCCAGGAUUAGUGCUAAUCGGGGUCUGUGAAACCAAAGGAUGAUGGGGUACUCUUAAAGGGGGUUACAGCUAGUGAAAUACUUCCUUAAAUCUUACCUGCCGUGCACUUCCAAUGAAGAUCGCAGUUUGCGUGCCUUCAUUUCAGGUUCCUAGGUCAUCAGCAUUGCUUUGGGAUCAAAGCAUGUCACUGGAUUCACAGCACGUCAGUCAUUAGGGGGAAGAAACUGGAUGGUUAAUACCAGGAAAGAAGGUCUUGUAGAGGCUGGAGAGAAUGACAUUGUCAAGGUGAACUGACCUAAGGAGUGCAAGUCUAACAGACUGUGUGAAAGUAAACAGUUUUUUGAACACAUGGUUCUUUCAAAGCUGCACACUUGAUAGCUACAGUACACAGUAAAUGGAAGUGUACUAAUGGGUAUUUAUUUCAUAAGCUACAACCCCUUUGACAAUACUGAGUCUGUCAAUCUGAAAAUGUUUUUUUCAGUUUAGAAAGCACCUCAUUGCACUCUAAGGAGUAUCAAUAAAAUUGACAAUUCACAAUAUCUAUUUCAUUAUUUACAUAUUGUCCUCUUUGCGUAAUAUUGUGGAUCUCAGUGAGCUACUGUCUGUCUGGCUCAAGAGCCACCCCACCCCCAGCAUGCCACAGCAGCUUAUUAUAAAGAUAUUGAAUAUUCAUGGU
Messenger RNA from Acipenser ruthenus (sterlet), 6863 nucleotides. Its product is annotated as stereocilin-like. Gene Ontology annotation, cellular component: stereocilium tip; kinocilium; cell surface. Gene Ontology annotation, biological process: cell-matrix adhesion. NCBI's taxonomy places the organism in Eukaryota, Metazoa, Chordata, Actinopteri, Acipenseriformes, Acipenseridae. Bases 1 to 6066 code for a protein of 2021 amino acids. The transcript is spliced from 27 exons. The record is from RefSeq and is a predicted model, not a curated record.